This is a messenger RNA of Cimex lectularius (bed bug), 2122 nucleotides long. RefSeq names its product probable cytochrome P450 6a13. NCBI's taxonomy places the organism in Eukaryota, Metazoa, Arthropoda, Insecta, Hemiptera, Cimicidae. The transcript is spliced from 8 exons. The record is from RefSeq and is a predicted model, not a curated record. The coding region runs from base 81 to 1574 and encodes 497 amino acids. Gene Ontology annotation, molecular function: iron ion binding; monooxygenase activity; oxidoreductase activity, acting on paired donors, with incorporation or reduction of molecular oxygen.
GAAAAGUUACCUCACACCGACUCGCAAGUACCUUCUUCGGCCUCCAAGGACUUUUCAGUCUUGGAACGACUCUCGAGACAAUGUUUCUAUUGAUUUCUGCAUUCUUGAUCCCACUUCUUUUAUACAUUUAUUUGAUAUGGACCUAUGAUUAUUGGAAGAAGAAAAAAGUACCGUUUCCAGAGCCUAUAGCUGUUUUUGGCAAUAUAAAAGACAUUGUCCUGCUGAAGAAGUUCCCCGGUGCCUGCCACCGGGAGAUAUACUGGGAAUAUCCGAAUGAGAAGUUUGUCGGCAUCUACCAACUGAGGAACCCGAGCCUGCUCAUCAGAGACCCGGAGUUGAUCAAACGCAUCCUGGUGAAAGACUUUGACCACUUCAUGAAUCGGGGUUUUCACAUUGACGAAAAAAGAGAACCGCUGACUGGGCACCUUGUCAACCUCGAAAGCAACCGUUGGCGCAUCCUGAGGAACAAGCUCACACCCGCUUUCAGUUCAGGGAAGAUCAAGAAUAUGUUCCCCCUUCUCGUAGAGUCUUCAAACAAACUGCAGCAAUUUGUUCAGAAUGAACUUGGAGGUAGCGAAGGGAUCAUUGAACUCCGUGAGACUACAGCAAGAUUCACAACAGACGUGAUCGGCUCUGUGGCAUUCGGCUUGCAAUUUAACGCAAUGUCAGGCGAUUCUGUAUUUCGAGAGAUGGGCAAGAAAGCCCUUCAGCCUACUGCUAAAGCCGCGAUGGCCAAAGCGAUGAGGCAUUUCGUCCCUUGGAUCUUCGACGCACUGCGGAUGAGGACGUUCCCGGACGAGAUCAACUCUUUCUUCACCGGGGUGGUCCGCGAGACGAUGUCCUAUAGGGAAAAAAUAGACUCGCAGCGGAACGACUUCCUCCAACUCAUGAUCCAGCUGAAGAAGGCCGACUUCAAAAACCCCGUUAAAGACGACAUCUUGUUUACAGAUUCGGUGAUUGCAGCCCAAGCCUUUGUAUUCUUCUUGGCCGGGUUCGAGACCUCCUCCACUACCAUGAGCUUCUGCAUGUACGAGCUUUCUAAAAACGUUAAAUGCCAGGACAAAGCGCUGGAGGAAAUCAAUAAAGUCUUGGAAAAACACGGUUCGCUCAACUACGACGCCGUCAUCGAGAUGAACUAUCUUGAAAAUAUUCUGCUGGAGACGAUGAGGUUGUAUCCACCGGUGAGCGGUCUUUCCAGAGUGUGCACCAAGCCUUACCAGAUACCCGGCACAGACGUCGAGAUCGACCCCGGGGUGGCGAUCGUGAUUCCCGUUUACGCCCUGCAGCACGAUCCCGAGUAUUUUCCGGAUCCGGAACAGUUCAUACCGGAAAGGUUCGACGACAAGGACAUACUGAAAAGCCAUACUUAUAUGCCGUUCGGUGAGGGCCCACGAAUCUGCAUAGGGCAGCGAUUCGCUAUGCUUGAGAUGAAACUCGCCCUGGUGCAGUUGAUCAAAAAUUACGAGAUGCGUCUGAGCGAAAAGACGGUUCAGCCACUGGUCCUCGAUCCAAAAUCCUUCAUCCUGGCUCCGGUAGAUGGAAUCUGGAUCAAGCUCGUUUCCAGGAAAUAUUAAUUAAUUACUGUGAUAUUUUAAUUUUAUUUUAAAUUUUCUAUUUUUUAAAUUGUAUCUACACCUUAUGUCAUGAACAUUCAGAUCAGAAAGAACGAUUAUAUUUUUAAUUAAAUUUUUAAGGUAAACUUUCGGUCUUUACUAAAUGUUUCCUAGUAACUUUUAUCGCGUAAUAAGAAUAAAUGUUGUUUUUUUCAACUUUUUAUCUUCUUUUAAAAUGAAUAAAGGGUUAAGUAAGGGGUGAAAAACAGGUUCUUCUAGAGUAAGACGAAAAAAUAAUGAAUACUACGAGUAUAUUAAAAUAUACUGGUUUUAUUGGAAACUAAAUGAUGAAAAACCAUAGUUCUUAUAUGUAAUGAUAUAUAUUAAAAUAUACUUUAUGACAUAAAGUAAAUUACAUAUUGUUUGAUUGUCUGACCCAAAUAUUAUUUUAACCAAUACGAUCAUAGUAUAUGUUUUGCUUUGAAAGAAAAGAACAUCAGUUAUUUCUUACAUAUCAAUUUUGUGAUAUUAUUGAUGAAAUGUUCAUCUAGGAUAAAAUGUGUACAAUU